Serpula lacrymans var. lacrymans S7.9 is the source of this 2180-nucleotide messenger RNA. RefSeq lists its product as uncharacterized. The coding region runs from base 6 to 1865 and encodes 619 amino acids. Lineage: Eukaryota; Fungi; Basidiomycota; Agaricomycetes; Boletales; Serpulaceae. Gene Ontology annotation, cellular component: cytoplasm. Gene Ontology annotation, biological process: protein ubiquitination. The transcript is spliced from 5 exons. The record is from RefSeq and is a predicted model, not a curated record. Gene Ontology annotation, molecular function: ubiquitin protein ligase activity.
CGACGAUGGCCUCUAUUUCUACAUGGUAUCACAACCAGUAUUCAACUUGGAACAGGACUCGAAGGCUGCACGCUCCUACUUUCCUGGCUCGCACGGACACCAAUGCCUCCAGGACAGCAGCAGCAAUGGCACGAACGGGCACUCAAGAACCGGUCGUCAUCAACAUGGGUGAAAUGAACGAUACCACUAAUAAGGAAAACAAGAAACAGGACACCCUCUUCGGGCCCAGCAUCGGCGUCAUCAAUAGUGGUCCAAAAUGGACGCAGUCCUGCGAUAAGAAAGCUGCAGAUCAGCUGUCUCCUGAAAUUGUCAAAAGUUGGAUGACAAAAGUCAAAGAGGCUUCUCAACCGACGACGACAUUACAGGCGUUGGUCAAUCUGAAACGUCCCACUCUCCGCCUUUCUCCGCUCGCAAUGUCAUCCACCGACGACUCAAACCACGAUGAUUCACACCAUCAUCAUGGACUUGAAUUCGAAUACGAUUGCGAUGCACCAAAAUGUGGGAUAUAUGUGCACGUAAUUCUACCAUCAGACCACCCGCUUGUUGAAAACCACGACAGUUCCGGUUUGUCUCGCAUCCUUAUUUUUGAAACUACCGUCGAGGGGGGAUUCGGCAAAAUUCUCAAACUGGAAGAAGGUGCUACAUUGGAGCUGGGAAGAUUUGAGCAGCGUUCCCAUCAGCCAACUCCUGUAGAGGAUGUCAUUCCCACCAGUAAGGCCCCAUCCGAAAUAGCUGCUGAGCCUGCUGGCGAGAAUGAACACUCGGAGGGCAACACACGUAAUGAUCACGGGAGAAGACGUUUCGCACCCUUUCACUUUCGCAAGCGAACUCAUGACAGGGCUAUAUCAGGUCCCGCCUUAGCUGUCGUUGAUGCAGAAGUAUCUUCAGCAGAAGAGGAUGGCAAGGAUAAGGAAUCCAAGGAGGACUCCGACGAGGGGGUUAGGGUCACCAUUCGGCUCGUCGCAUUGGAUGAAGAUGGUUUCGGCUUGUCUUCUCCGAAUGAGCAAAUCACCUAUAUUCAUGUUGUUCGCUUGGGUGCUGGGCCUGUGGACGAGGAAGAAGAUCAUAGGCCUUGGGUGGUCAGAGUAGUGAAGCGAGAGGCAAAGAUUGGCCCACAUAUAUUCCAUCUUCACGAGAUAUAUGGUCUUUCAUCGCAGUCUACUGCGUCAUCUCAGCCUCAAGCUGCUUCUCCCACCUCAACUCAAACUCAUACUUACCCACCUACAGCUCCCCCUUCUGUCCCUCUGCAGGAUGAUGAGCCCUCCUCCGAGUGUCUGCUUUGCCUUUCGUCUCCCCGUGAAGUCAUCCUUCUUCCUUGCCGCCAUCUGGUUGCAUGUAAGGAAUGUGCUAUCAACAUGGUGGAAUUUGGCGCCGGAGGUAAUAUUGUGCAUGCAGAAGAUACUGCGGCAGCUGCUUCCGGUGGGACAGAUGGAAAUACUGCCGAUGCUACCGCUGGCGGAGAUAGCGCACCUCCCUCGAUAUUACCCACUACCAACCAAAACAGGAGAAAACGCAAGGCCAAGGGUUGGUUCUGUCCUGUUUGUCGUCAACCUUAUACAUCUUUACUUCGCAUCUCCACUACGCCUCCAGCUAAAGAGAUGCUAGAUGGUGGUCAUAAUGGUUCUGCUUCAUUGGACGAGUCCGAGGAGGCUACGAGUGACCAGGAGCCCGAUGAGGCAGAUAUCGCCACGGCGACUGCUACUUCUGGCGGUAUGCUGAAUACUCUUCGCUCAGGCAUUCUCCGAAACAUCUCGCUAAGUGCAGGUAGAGGGGAUAAUCCGUCUGCGAACGAAUCCGCAACGUCUGCCACGCCUACAUUGCCCCGUGAUGUUGAGCGUGGCCUUGAGCCUACAGCAGCGGCUUAGAGCAGUGCCGAGUAUUUUUUUUUGGGACGGUCUUCUCUCCUCGUAUUUCCGACAAAGGCUCAAUUGUUUCACCGUGUAAUAAUAGGGUCAUGAGCCUUUUGUCUGUAGAUUAGCGUGAAAUGCCCGCUAUUAGGUUCAAGUGAGGUUUGCUCUUUUCUUUUUUUUUAGCUGCUCAUUCAUUAUUACCGAGACUUGUAUGUAGUAUGUAUGUUUACUGACACUUUACCAAUCCCUCGGACUUGACUGUAAUGUCAACUAUCUUUGAUUUUCAUUGGAGGAUACAAUAUCAAGUUUAUGGACAAAAUAAUUUGAUCA